GCUCCAAAAGUCAUCUUUGGGGACGAUUGGGGCCAUCCGCUUGACUUGUGGAGCGCCGGUUGUACAGAAAGCCCAGACCAAUAUGAAUUGCCAAAUAGACAACCCCCUUUCGAUACGAUAAUGCUCACGAAAGACAAACUGAUUGAGCAGAUGGUUGAA
Molecule: messenger RNA, 159 nt
Organism: Paraphaeosphaeria sporulosa
Lineage: Eukaryota; Fungi; Ascomycota; Dothideomycetes; Pleosporales; Didymosphaeriaceae
Exons: 2
Source: RefSeq, a predicted model, not a curated record